Molecule: messenger RNA, 4531 nt
Organism: Tachysurus fulvidraco (yellow catfish)
Lineage: Eukaryota; Metazoa; Chordata; Actinopteri; Siluriformes; Bagridae
Gene: arhgap9
Product: Rho GTPase activating protein 9
Exons: 20
Coding region: 252-2753 (833 amino acids)
Biological process (GO): signal transduction; regulation of GTPase activity
Cellular component (GO): cytoplasm
Molecular function (GO): phospholipid binding; protein binding
Source: RefSeq, a predicted model, not a curated record
UUACUUAAAUCGGGUCAGAAUUGUGUCACGUGACCGGGGCUCGCGCUCAGGGGGCAGAGAGUAAACGCUGGAGCGGAGUUUGAGUUGAUGAAAAGAUGCUCGGCUGAUUGUAGACUAUUUGGAUUUACAAAAUCCCGAAUGCACCUGCAAAAGAGCAUGCCACAAUGGGCAUCACACUGUCUUCCCUCAGUGUCCAACAGUGCUAGCUGCUACUGUGGCAUCUGCCCUUUCACCUGGUGCCUCUGAGAGUCAUGUUGUCCGGCAGCUGGUACCGGAGCAUGUCCAGCCCCACCCACAGCCGUCAAGUGGGCAGGGGCUCAUUGACACCUGGCCUUGUGGUUCUGGAAGCCCAGUAUGACUACUCAUAUCGUGGGGCAGAUGGACAGACUAUCUCCAUACACGACGGUGAGCGCUUUCUUUUGCUGAAAAAGACGAACCCUGACUGGUGGCAGGUGAGGAGGCUUGGAGUUGGGAAGAAAGCCAAGCCAUUGUACGUGCCUGCCACUUAUGUCACCGAGGUGCAAGUCAACACACUGCAUUCUCCUCAGACCAGCAACCAAACAACAGCUUCACCUCAACACUCCUGGCUGGUGGCUCGCAGCUCACACAACCCCUUCUCACAGAUACAAUGCUCAGCACCUACUAAAGAAUUCUGUCAUUCCAUGGAGGACCUAAACAGUAACAGUGCUUUUACGAACACGUGCAUAAGAAAAGUCUCACCAGGAAGACAUUUCACCAAAUCGUCCAUCUCUACAAACAGCUCAGGUCACCUCAAGGUUCCAGGGUCUUUAAUACCACGCAGUAAGAGCUCCAGUCACCUGCCUCAGAACCCAUAUGGGGAACUGCACAUCACCAGGCCAAGUUCAUCGACCUCCCCUAAGUCGUUCAGCCAGUGGGAUAUGUCGAGCACCACUUGCAAACAGACAGGCGGAAACAUCCAGACCUACCUCUCUCAGAGUUCAUUGACAGAAAUGCAGAGGAGGCAGUGGACAGAUGUCCCAAGCCCGCUCCCAGGCCAGAAGCCUUUGCAGAUGUUGCAGCUGUGGGAACAGUAUCAAGACUCUGCCUCCGGUCGCUUGUACUACAUCAACAGUGUUACAAAAGAGCGGUCAUGGAAACCGCCACGUAGAGCUCGCCAGGGCGACAACAUACACAAUACGGCCAUUGUUACUCAGUUUAAGACUUCCUCAUGUGACUCAAACUGCCUGUCAUUUCCCCAGUACAGCUCAGGAAACAGGCUCUCCACUGACCUGAUCCACAGUACCCAGGAUGCAAAUACGCAACCGCUGAGUCAGACCAUGCAGCAUGCAGCCUCAUCAGACACGAUCAUUUCCUCCUCCUUUACUACUAAUGUCCAGAGCAAAGAGGGCAGAGCGGACAUCACCCAAUCCCAGUCCAUGAUCCGGUUUCCCCAAACAGACAGAAUCUCUUCAAAUGGCAAGUCAGUGUGCCAAAUGGUGUUGGGGUCAACUAACAGCUCUCCAGACAGUGAUGGACUGACACCGGAGCUUGAAAAAGCAGGUCUGCUCAACAAAACCAAGAUAGCGGAAGGAGGUCGGAAGCUCAGGAAAAACUGGAACCCCUCGUGGGUAGUGUUGGUGGGAAACAGUCUUAUGUUCUUCAAAGAUCCCAAAACUCAAAAUUCUGAUAGCUGGAAACCGGGGAACAGCUGUCCAGAGAGCAGUGUGGAUCUGAGAGGAGCCCAGCUACAGUGGGCCAAUGAGCUGUCCAGUAAGAAGAAUGUCUUCAAGUUAAGGACGGUUACAGGAAAUGAAUUUUUGCUGCAGUCAGACACUGACUCUGUAAUUAGAGAGUGGUACAGCACAAUACAGAAAGUUAUUGCCAAACUUGAUAAGGAGAAUCCUUUGGAUAAUGUAUUGCAGUAUUCUUUGAGGAGAGCAGGCUCCUUGGAGUUGUUGGACCAUAGUGGAGAUGAAGAGGAGAACCGUACAGGACUCAAGCCUUCGCUCCCACGCUCCAUCUCCAAUUUGGAGACUUCGGAGCGUAAGCGAGUGAAGAGUCGCUUAAGGAAGCUCAUUCUGAGGAGACCACCAAUUCAGGCCUUACAGGAAAAAGGCCUCAUCAAAGACCAGGUAUUUGGCUGUAGUUUAGAGCUGCUGUGUGAGAGGGAAAAGAGCACAGUGCCACGCUUUGUCAGAAACUGCAUCGAAACUGUAGAGAAGAAAGGUUUAGAGACAGAUGGUAUCUACAGAGUCAGUGGAAAUCUGGCUAUAAUCCAGAAACUACGCUUUGCUGUCAAUCAUGAGCGAGCUGUGUCUACGGACGGACGUUAUCUCUUUCCAGAGGAUUUAGUGCCAGUGGAGCAUGUGGACCUGGAAGACCCACAGUGGGAGGACAUCCAUGUGAUCACAGGAGCUCUAAAACUCUUCUUCAGAGAGCUUCCUGAACCACUUGUACCUUUUGGAAUCUUUCAAGACCUUGUCGAUGCUGUUAAGCUGUCUGAUUACAUGGAUAAAGUGGACCGUGUGAAAGUGCUAAUCGUCAGCAUGCCUUCCCCGAACCAAGACACCAUGAGGCACAUGUUCCAGCACCUAAAGCGGGUGAUGGAGCACUCAGAUAGUAAUCGCAUGACAAUGCAGAACAUCGGGAUCGUCUUUGGGCCGACUCUGAUGCGUCCGCAGAACGACUGUGCGAACAUGGCCAUUAACAUGGUUUAUCAGAACCAGGCAGUAGAACUCAUCCUCAGUGAAUAUGACCAGAUCUUUGGAUCUGACUCAUCCACAUCUCUCUGACACUGGUGUGGAAGCCGGACAGCAGCAGAACCUGCUCACUGUGAACCAGAAGAAUCUAAAAGGCAUGGAAGGCGAGCUAAAUAUGAUCCAUGCAACUAUUCGUUAAACUGCAUCGCUGCCACAAAUUUCAUCCUAGUGGAUGAUGGAUGAAAGGAUGGAAGUGCUUGAGCAACAAUCAGUCAACUGGCCUUUAGUGGGCACAAAGUCACACAAAAAAACAUGUGUUUUCAAAUUGAAUCAAGAGGCUUAUUUUAUGUUCUUUACUGUGUGUGUGUGUCAAUGUGAUGUCUCCUCGCAACUGUUUUUCAUUGUAUUGUUUGUAGCGACUUUGGGAAAACCUCACAUUUUGCUUUGGCAAAAAAAGACAUUAGCCUCCAUGAAAUAAAUUCUAUAAAAGGAGAUCAGCAAUAGUCACCCAAUACUCAUAAACAGAAGACAGUUCUGAAGUGUAACCUGUUAUUCAACUGCGUUUGAGUCAUCUUGUUUCUUUUUUAACAAUCCAAAUUACUAUGUAAUCUCCUUUUCCAUUGUUUCAGAAGUAUGGCUGUAGUGUGUGCAUGUGUCUGUGUGUGUGUGUGUGUGUGUGUGUGUGUGUGUGUGUGUGUGUGUGUGUGUGUGUGUGUGUGUGUGUGUGUUUUGCGUGACAGAUAGAAGGGCAGAAGUAUGGUCCGUAUUUUGCUCGUUGAUUCGGUGGAGCUUUUUGCCACUUUUGGUCCAAAUCUCUGUUUUUAAUAACAGAACAAAAGAAGAGCUAAAAAUGCAUUAUGUUUAAAAAAUGUGGAGUUAACCCCCCACAACCCCCCAUCAGCACCAGGGCUUUGGUAAUUUUAUAUUGACUGUGGCUUGGCAAGAGACAAGAAGAAGUGAGAGGGGAAGAAAAGAACACGGAGAGCAUAUGGAUUUUAAUGUUAGAGUUUAUAUAUUUAUUCAUUUCUUAUUUUCUUAUUAUUGCUAAGGGCAGCACGAAGAACAGGGGAGUUUACUGAAGAAAUAUAAGUGGAGAAAUGAAAUGAAGGUUUAUGUCAUUUUUGUUACUGUUGAGUAUUUCCUUGUAUAUUAACCUCCUUUCUCACUGGAAAAACCUUCAUAACCUUUAUUAAUAAAUCUAUGUGUUUAAUUCCAGCACCUCACCAGUACAGUCUGCAGGGUUUGGAGGGUUUCUAUGCCCACCAUACACCGGAUUCAAGCCGUAUUGAAAGGCAUUUCUAGAACUGUACAAGUCCUGGAAUUUUAAAUAUAUCUUUAUACUGUGAUGUAAAAUAUUCCCUGGAUAUCUUCUGCUAUGAAGCCCUGCACCUUUCCCUUAAAGGCAGUUCACAAGACAUAUAGUUUUAACAGAGGAGAGGAAAAAGUUUGUCAUUGUUUUCACUGCAAUUGCAGUUUGCCUCACAGGCAGCAGAAGACAAUCAUGACAAUCACAAUUUGCUUCUUUAACUGUUUAAUUGAAUCAUGUGUGUUGGAAAUAAAAAAAUAUUUCGGACUACAAACAGCACAACUGAAUAUCAGUCCAUCAAAAUUCUUUUAUUUGUUGUGCCAAAUGUUUGGCCCAGUGACCUUUUCACUAAUCCCCAAGAUUUGUAUAAUUGUAUAUUUGAAAUAAAAUGACACUUGUACUAAAAUAUUUCCUUUUUUUAAAGUAAUAAAAAUGCGCCUUCUGAUCUCAUCUGAAUACUGUUUUUUAAGUUGCCGACAUGGUCUGUAUCUUUUCUCUUCCUCCAGAUCCUGUAAGUUAAUUUGAGCAAAAUAUUUGACAAUAAAAGCUAAUUGAGGAAAUCUGA